AUUUUUAACUGUGAAGACCUUAAAAAAAUCCUUUGUUUGAUAAAAACAGAAAAAACUUAAUAAAAUUAAAAAAACAAAAACUUGAAAACACAUUAUAAGCGAAUAUUUUUCGUGGUUCUUUCUAAUAAGCGAAUACUUUAAGUGGUUUUCUUUCUUUGGAAAAAAUCUAUUGUCAAAUUCUAAAUAUGUGUGAUCCUUCAUGCGCUCCCUGCGGACCAUGCGGACCCUGCAGUCCAUGUGAUCCUUGUUGUGCUCCUUUUGAGUGCUCCCCCAAAUGUUAUAGCGGUGCCCAAUUGGAUGCCAUACCACAAUGUGCUCCCCGCAUUCCACCACCAGUGCCCAGAUGCAUAACCGUACAACAGCCACCACGUUUGAUAUGCAAAAAACGUGUAGUCUUCACCGAGAAAGUUGUGCCCGAACCCAUGGUGGUCAAUCGUUGCCGCCAGAUAACCAUACCCAAAGUUGUGGACACGACACGUGUCAUAAAAGUUCCCAAAUUGACAUGGGUCUCGCAGAUGGUGCGAGAGCCUAGAGUAAUCUAUUAUCCCUCCAUGAUACCAGAUCCCUAUGUGGUUUGCUAUCCCAAGAAGAUAUGUGAACCCCGGGAGGUAUGUCAAUCGAUAUUGUGUCAACCUAAGCCGCAAACUUUGGAUGUACCACCGGCAAGAGAGUAUUGUUGUUAUCCCACAGGACCCAUUAACUAUAAGUCGAGUGCAGCUUGUCCACCUUGUCCCAUGGGACCAUGUUCGCCUAGUGGGCCAUGUGGUCCUUUGCCGUGCUUUUCAACAAAUCAAUACCCAUUGUGUCAGCCAUGUGGACCAUGUGGACCCUGUGGGCCAUGUGGACCUUGCCCUAUACCUCCGAAUUGCGGCCCUUGCGGUAUGACCAUGCCAUCUGGACCUUAUGUUCCUGCUCCUUGUGGACCCUGUGGCCCUUGUGGGCCAGUUGGUAUGCCUGGACCCUGUGGUCCAUUAGGUCCUUGCCGGCCUUGUUUCCCCGGCUGUCCUUUCGAAGCUCCCGAGUGCGGACCCUGCUAUUCCUGCACUCCCACACCAUGGAAUACACAAUGUGGACCAUGUGGACCCAAUGGACCUCAAGUUCCAUGUGAACCCUGCGGACCUUAUAUGUCACCUUUGAAUCCGUGUGGGCCAUCUUGAGUGAUGCCUUAUAUUGAACUUUCCAUCGUGGAAAUAUAAAUGAAGCUUGGUCCAGAUAGUUUGAAACAUCUUUCACCUGAUAUAGCUGAACUUGUAAGUGUCAUAUCCAACAUUAAUGUAUUUUAAAUAUGUGUGAGUCUUGAAAUAUAGUCAAUGUUUGCCUUGUGACUACGCGUGGACUCACUAGAUGAGCAAUAGGCCAAGAGGAUGUGAAUUAUUUUUUUAAUCAAUAAUAAAACAAAUCUUUUACAUUAAUUUAAUACAUUAAUAUUUUGAAUAUAAAUAUAUAUACACAAAUUAUCUGUAUAAAAUAUAUAUAAGUGACACAAAAAUAA
Messenger RNA from Stomoxys calcitrans (stable fly), 1492 nucleotides. RefSeq names its product DBF4-type zinc finger-containing protein 2 homolog. The transcript is spliced from 4 exons. NCBI's taxonomy places the organism in Eukaryota, Metazoa, Arthropoda, Insecta, Diptera, Muscidae. The record is from RefSeq and is a predicted model, not a curated record. Bases 186 to 1157 code for a protein of 323 amino acids.